Apaloderma vittatum (bar-tailed trogon) is the source of this 1158-nucleotide messenger RNA. RefSeq names its product protein spinster homolog 3-like. The transcript is spliced from 8 exons. The record is from RefSeq and is a predicted model, not a curated record. The annotation marks the transcript as partial. Gene Ontology annotation, molecular function: transmembrane transporter activity. Gene Ontology annotation, cellular component: membrane. Gene Ontology annotation, biological process: transmembrane transport. NCBI's taxonomy places the organism in Eukaryota, Metazoa, Chordata, Aves, Trogoniformes, Trogonidae.
AUGCAAAACCCCGGGGCACAUGAAAACACAGGCUUGCAGCCGUCUCCCGAGGAGCUGAAUUACGGAGCUACCGCAGCACAUGUGAGACAAGGUCCAUUGGUGUCUGUGCCAAGGAACGGUCUGGCAAAGAGAGAUUACCUGAUAGCUGCUGUGCUCUGCUACGCAAACUUAAUAAAUUUCAUGGAUUGGUUCAUUGUACCAGGGAUCCUCUUAGAUAUACAGAAAUACUUCGAGCUUAGCGAUGAGGAUACAGGUCUACUGCAAACAGUCUUCAUCUUGUGUUACAUGCUGGCUGCCCCCAUCUUUGGAUACCUCGGUGACCGGUACAAUAGGAAAAUCAUCCUUGGAGCUGGUAUUUUCUUCUGGUCUGGUGUAACCUUAGGCAGUUCAUUCAUCAGCAAAUUGUAUUACUGGAUAUUCUUUCUUUCACGAGGACUAGUUGGCAUUGGCACAGCCAGUUUUUCCACGAUAGCACCUACCAUCAUUGCAGACCUGUUUGAGGAAGGAAAAAGGACCACAAUGUUGUCUAUCUUCUAUAUCUUCAUUCCAGUGGGAAGUGGUCUUGGUUACGUCCUAGCAGCUGGCAUGGCAGAUGUCACAGGGGACUGGCACUGGGCAUUCAGGAUAACUCCUUGCAUGGGAGGUCUAGCACUGGUUCUUCUGGUUCUACUGGUCCCUCGCAGGACCCCGAGAAGGACAGCAGCCCACAGAGCACUGAGCAUCUCCGGCACAAUACGAGUAGCCGCUGAGAAACCAGGUGUGCAGAGAACUGCCAAGACUACUUGGUGUCAAGAUGUUGUAUCACUUGCCAAGAAUUGGAGUUUUGUCUGGUCCUCUCUGGGUCUGACUGCCAUGGCCUUUGUUACUGGAGCCCUGGGAACGUGGAUACCACUGUUUCUUUACCGGGCUCAGGUUAUCCAGGGCAUUGUAUCACCGUGCCUCCAAGAAACGUGCGAUUCGUCUAACAGCCUAAUAUUUGGAGGCAUCACCAUUGGGACAGGAAUCUUGGGUGUCAUUACUGGGGCAGAAGCUGCAAGAAGAUUAAGGAAGAUAAACAAUAAAGCUGAUCCUCUCAUCUGUGCCACAAGCAUGUUCAUUUCCGCUCUGUGCCUCUACAUAGCUCUGAUGGUGGCCCAGACAAACAUCCUUUCCACUUUU